Halichondria panicea is the source of this 2323-nucleotide messenger RNA. Its product is annotated as histone-lysine N-methyltransferase EZH2-like. The transcript has 13 exons. Gene Ontology annotation, molecular function: protein binding; chromatin binding; histone H3K27 methyltransferase activity. Gene Ontology annotation, biological process: heterochromatin formation. Lineage: Eukaryota; Metazoa; Porifera; Demospongiae; Suberitida; Halichondriidae. The coding region runs from base 119 to 2272 and encodes 717 amino acids. Gene Ontology annotation, cellular component: ESC/E(Z) complex; nucleus. The record is from RefSeq and is a predicted model, not a curated record.
UGUGUUAUGGCAAAACACGCGGUUUAGUCUCGAGGCUAAACCUUCCCUUGGAGUAAUCUUAUUUCUGUAGACUAGACCAUCCCUGACGUCUGACUAGACAGUACUCACAAGACUAGCAAUGGCUACACAGAGAACAAAGGAAGACGCUGACAGGCAAAAGGUCCUCCACUUGUCACACUCUUUGUAUCGAAAGCGGCUACGAACCGAGUACCAGAAACUGCAGUCCUCCAAACGUUCUAAACAGCUGUCGUGUGUUCGUGAUGAUCUGCAGAGGAACAGGGCGUAUCAGGACUCUCUGUAUGGACCCCCCACUGAGACCACACCCACCUUUGCCACCCCACUACCUCCGGAGAACUGUACGUCUCUUGAUCUCCCCCUCAAGGCCACUCUCGGUAUGUCUGUAUUCAAUGGCAAGACUCAGUAUAUCAAGGUGUCAGUGACUCAGAUCCCGGCACUCCACCCUCUCCCUCACUACAAUACCUGGAGCUCCACUCAGGGAAACUUCCUAGUAGAGGACGAAACAGUCCUGCACAACAUUCCUUAUAUGGGCGAGGAGGUCCUGGACAAAGACGAGGGAUUUAUAGAAGAACUGAUCAGGAACUAUGAUGGAAAGAUUCACGAUGGUCGUGAUGGAGGAGAGGGCAUCGAUGAUGAUAUCCUAGUCGACCUUGUGGAUGUCAUGACUCAAUUUGUGUGUAAUCCUCCCAAAUAUAUAAAGCAACAGCAGCAGCAACCACAACCCAGUGAUACUGUCACUGUCAAGAUGACUCAGAGUGACUACUUGUUCAGUGCACUAGGAGCAGCUGUCAAUGAGAGCCCCACCUCACUGCGGAGGAGGUAUCAUAAGCUAACCACCAGUGAACAAGGGUCAAAGUGCAUCCCCAACCUUGACGAUCCGAGCAUAAAGCCCUUAUCAAGGACGGAGGCACUGCACUCGUACCAAACACUAUUCUGUCGUCGCUGUUUCAAGUACGAUUGUUUCUCCCACGGUUGGUACCCUGGCCCACCCUCUCCCACUCCCUGUCCCUCACAGUCGUCCCCUCGGAGGGAGCCCUGUGGACUACAAUGCUUCCUGCACAAGGUCAAUUCUGAGAACCUAGCGUCACUGCUGACUCAGCACUCUGGUCCCAAAGGGAGGAGAGCUAACAAAGCGACCAAUCAGAUUGCAGCAAAGCCGACAUGUGACUCCAGUGACGAAUCAAGCUCAGAAGGUUCAGAUGACGAGUGGUUGGCUGAGGGGUCAAAGGACAAUCCUUCCAUCACUGGCGGAGAGGGGUCAUCAAAGGUCAUUGUGGAGGAGGCAGUAAAAGAAAAGACUGAAUGGAAUGGCUCGGAAACGACAUACUUUCGAAUGCUUCAUCCGAUUUUUGUCAACAAUUUCUGUGCCAUAGCUGAACUACUACGAACCAAGACGUGCCUCGAGGUGUUUGAGCAUGCUCAGUGCGUUGCUAUGGAGAUGGGUCAGCCCAAAGAUCGGAGACUAGCAGCAAAGAAAAAGAAGAAGAGUAUGAGGUCUUGGACGGCACACCAUCGCAAGAUCCAGUCAAAGUUGGAGGGUCAAGUGACAUCGCAAUCUAACUACCAGCCAUGUGAUCAUCCCGGUGUGUCAUGUGACAGCAACUGCUCCUGUGUCUCCUCAAGGAACUUCUGUGAGAAGUUCUGUAGAUGCAGUCAAGAGUGUCCCAACAGGUUCCCUGGAUGCCGUUGCCGUGGCUCCUGCUCCACUAAACACUGUCCUUGCUUCCUGGCCGUGAGAGAAUGUGAUCCAGACUUGUGUAACCUUUGUGGAGCGGGUGAUGGUCUUACUGUGGGCUCUGCUGGCUACAGUGGCUGCAGCUGCAAGAAUGUGUCCAUCCAGCGUGGUCUCAGCAAGCACUUGUUACUGGCUCCCUCGGAUGUGGCAGGGUGGGGCAUCUUCCUCAAGGACAGAGUUCAGAAGAAUGCUUUCCUCAGUGAAUAUUGUGGAGAGGUCAUCUCUCAGGAAGAGGCAGACAGACGAGGGAAGGUCUAUGACAAGUACAUGUGCAGCUUCUUGUUCAACCUUAAUCACGAUUAUGUGGUGGACGCAACUCGCAAAGGCAACAAGAUCCGUUUUGCCAACCAUUCAAUUAACCCAAACUGCUUUGCUAAAGUUAUAAUGGUGAGUGGUGACCACAGGAUUGGCAUCUUUGCCAAGAGGAACAUAGAGUCUGGGGAGGAGCUCUUCUUUGACUAUCGAUAUGGACCGACUGAGCAGCUCAAGUACGUGGGCAUUGAGAGAGAAGCACUCUAGUCUAGUGGACACUAACAUUGUGUGUGUGUGUGUGUGUGUGUGUGUUGGAGC